AUGUCAGAUGAUAUAUGGGAGGAGAGUGCUGUCAAAGGAUUUCAAUUUGAUUUAGAGGAAGCGGAUAAUACUUCAACGUACUCUCAUAUUCUCGGUGAUAGCUUUGGUGAAACAUGUGAUGAAUCAAUAACAAGAGACUUUAACGAUCAAUUUUGUACAAUAUGUCAUAACUUGAUCGGUAAUGAGAUUUACUAUGAAAAAGAUGCUACCUUCUGUUCAGAGGCAUGCUGGUUGAAAGCAAUUACAAUAGCUCUUGACGAUUUUGUUGUUGGGGGAAUGAGUACAUGGCCGUUGAGUACUUUUGUUUCACAAUCUUCCAAAUCAGUCAUUUUAAAUUUGACUACAAGUACUUGUGAUGGCAAUUUAAUUACAAAGAUUGUUAAUGAACUUAGGAAUUCAUUAUCAGAAAGCAAUUUUGGAAAUAUUUUGUUAAAAAACUCAGUAGCCGCGUUUCACUUUCUUAACUUUCUUAGAAAUACUGGACAGUUAGCAGACUUAAAGAAAUAUAUGAAACUGCUAGGUUUUAUCAGAGAAAGUGAAAUUUGUAGCUAUAAUCAGUUGAUGCAAAAGUUGAUGAAUUUAUCGUCUGGUCAUGUAGAUGAAGUUAAUAAAUAUUUAAUGCAGAUUGCAGAAUCUGAAGUAGCCUCAAAUCUUGCUGUUAAAAAUAUUGUUGAAAUCUCUUCUGAAUUGGCUGUUAUCUUGGAUUAUCAGAACAGCUAUGAACAAGAAUGGAGUUCGUAUUACAGUGAACUUCUUACACAUGCAAACGCCCAAAAAACAGCUACUGCACUUCCUGAUAGUUUGUUGAUGCAGCCAUUAUGCGAAACUCUUGGUGCAUUGGCGAGGAUGGAUCAAAGCGUUAAGACCAAUAGUCGGGCUGAAACUCUUGGGAAAAAGUUCAAAAUAUCGGAUGAACAGUUUAGAUGGUUGUUAAUAGAGCCCCUUGUUCAGUCACGAAACUGGGACGAUCUGGAAUUUAUCAUGUUAAAAAAGAAAUCUUUGUCGCGUCGUAUGGAGGUUACUAUCCCAACUGACCGUUUUAUCCUUCAUCUCAAUUCAUUAGGUGUCCCAAACAACAUUACUGAGGGUUACUUGAAAUAUCUAAGUGAUGAUGAAGAGUUUAUACAGAUUGUUAUUCGGUUAAAUAUGGUCGAUGAAGCGGUUAAACUCUGCUUGGAAAAGCGAAAUAUCAACGCUUUGAAAGAACUCAUGUCUCAAAUACCUGGCAAUCAUCAAAAGAAGAAGGAAAUAUCUCACUAUCUAUCAGUUCCUGUUGCUCAGUGGAAAGACUUUGUUUGUAGACAAACGUUUUGA
Schistosoma spindalis is the source of this 1314-nucleotide messenger RNA. NCBI's taxonomy places the organism in Eukaryota, Metazoa, Platyhelminthes, Trematoda, Strigeidida, Schistosomatidae. The record is from the annotation of a GenBank genome assembly.